AUGGCCGAGGCCCGACCGAACGAAGCCGCGCUCCCGAACGAGACGCUCUACGUGCGGAACCUCGAUGACAAGAUCAAGGAACCGCGCAUGAAGGAGUCUCUCUACGGCCUCUUCUCGGCGCAUGGCAAGGUGCUCCAGGUGCUACUCAUGAAGGCCCACCGGCUACGCGGCCAGGCAUGGGUUACCUUCGAAGAUGUGAACGCGGCCAGCUUGGCCCUGCGCGCGCUCGAUGGCACCAUGCAUUUCGGCAAGGCCAUGAACGUGCAGUUCGCUCGCGAGAAGAACGACCUCAUUGCGCAGCGCGAGCCGAACGCCAAGCCGCGCGAGAAGCGAAAGCGGGAGGAAAAGAAGGAGAAGAAGGAGAAACCUGCACAGACGCACAAGGCACCCAAGGCGGGUGGCGGCUCGUCCAACUCGGGGCCGGCGUGCAACGACGAGGCGCUCGCGAUGCUCUUCAAGCAGUACCACGGCUUCAAGGAGGUGCGUAUGGUGCCGGGCAAGAAGGGGCUUGCGUUCGUCGAGUACACGGACGAUGCACAGGCUGCGAUUGCGCUGCAAGGUCUCAACGGCUUCAAGCUCACGCCCAACGAGCGCCUCAAGGUGAGCUUUGCCAAGAAGUAG
Saprolegnia parasitica CBS 223.65 is the source of this 621-nucleotide messenger RNA. RefSeq lists its product as hypothetical. Gene Ontology annotation, molecular function: U1 snRNA binding. Gene Ontology annotation, cellular component: U1 snRNP. The transcript is spliced from 2 exons. Gene Ontology annotation, biological process: mRNA splicing, via spliceosome. Bases 1 to 621 code for a protein of 206 amino acids. NCBI's taxonomy places the organism in Eukaryota, Oomycota, Saprolegniomycetes, Saprolegniales, Saprolegniaceae. The record is from RefSeq and is a predicted model, not a curated record.